AUGGCGGAAAAGCGUCCAAAGCGUGAGUGGCUUUAUAAUUUUAAUAUUCAUAUAUAUGCAAAUUUUUAAGAUUGUCGACAAUAUUUGACGCAAAAUAUUUGAUGAUUAAUUAAACUGUUUUACAGCUUGUAAAAGGAGAAAAUCCGACACACUCGAAGAGGUUGUGAACGCUGGUUUAGCCCUAUUGGCAAAAGAGGAUGGACCAAAACAACGGCGGCAAAGAAAGCCCUCUCAUUUUCGCUUACUGCGAGUUGGCUCUGAGAGGAUGACACACACACCAUAUCGCUCUCGUCACGGAUCAACCAAGACAAAAGGUAUAUACAGUAUGUUGGAGUUGCACUACAGUACAAAGCGAUUAAAAUUAAAAGCCAUAUAUUGAACACAAAUCAUUCACAUUGAGCAAUCGAUCUUCAAGCAGUUGAUUUUCAUAACCCGAAAAAUAUAAUGAUAGAUUCUGAUGUUUCCAUCAAAAGCCGGUCCCUUUGUCAGGUCCACAGUCUGUUAAUUUGGAUAGAUCACCCAGGUUGAAUUUGUUUUGUGUUUUCAUAUGAGAAAAUAUCAUCCAACAUAAUUCUGCCAGUGAGCCGGGUUAGUGAUUACACUACCGUAUGGGAAAAUUCUAAGAAACCCAACAAAAUAAAAAUAACUACAGUGGACCGGUCCAGCAUCCAUAUGUGAACAGAGUUUGUGUGGGAUAUAUAUCUUUGUACAGGCACAUUUAAGCCUCUGGCAAGUACAUUUAACUACAUUAAUUAUCUACAUUAAUUGCAAUUUAACCCAUUAAGCUGCAGAGCUUCCCCAUUGACAAGUAAAAUUGCCUGGCAUUAGACAAGUAAAAAAAAAGUAGGGCGCAAUGCGGCUCAAUGGAUUAAAUUAUAUAAUUCCAGGUGUUAACCAGCAAAAAGAAAGCCAUUUGUUGGAUACUAUCAAUGUCAAUGACAAUUUUGGAACAGAUGACUGUCACACUCAAAGGGACAUCGAUAUUGGUAGGUAUCCAAUAUACACACUUGUAACCCAAUACUGACAUGGAUGACUUGUUUCAUAUCUGUGGGCUUGUUAUAUAUAUUCAAUUUGAAAAAAAAGUGGUUACAGGAAUUGCAAUAUGUUGUGGUGGUUUACUCUGUGUCAAUCUGUGUCUUUAAUUAACCACCAGUGGUGGACACUUCUCAAAGCAUUGAAGGGGAGAAUUAGGUUACCAACAUAUGACCACCAUUUGUAGCUGGAAAUUUGUAGCUUUGAACUUUCUUGCCCUAAAUUUCAUGCAAUACCAGUAUAUAGCUUUAUUUAUAGCAUACCAAUACUUUCAUGGUUGAAAACUAGUGUUACAGCUUUGUUACCCAGUUAUUCAGAGAGCAUUCAAAGGUUUUUUGAAUUGGUUAAAUUACCAUUUUGUGAUGUUAAAUUACCAUGUUUUUUUAAUGCAGAUGAAGAGUUAGAGAAUCUUAUAUCAGAAUGCAGUGGCUUUUGGGUUCAGAAAAGGGGAAUACCAAGAAAUGGUCUGAACGUAUGGAAGAACUUCAUUCUGUAUGGGAAGAACACAGGUCAUUAAUAUUUGAAACCAUGCUUCAGCAUGAAUCAGUUGCUGAAGCCACAUUAUGUUCCAAUUGUGAUGAACAUCCAGGCUUGAUAAGAUGCCAUCAGUGUGGUGAUAAUUGGCCUAUGAUAAUUGGCCUAUGAUAAGACAGUUCAUCAUGAUAAGCCCUUCCAUGAUAGACAAAGCUGGUUUGAAAAUCAUUUCAGACCUCUUCAACCCUCACAGUCCCUGGAUGAAAAUGGGCUAGUGAUUGAUGUGGGUAUGUGAAUGCUACAUUAGAAUGUCACAUGCUCAAUGCUUGCAUGCAGUUCUUCAGGCUAUUGUUCUAUUGACCGAUUGAGCCGCAAUGUGCCCCAGUGCACCCUAGUAUAUUUCUUUUUACUUGUCUAACGCCAGAUCAUUUUACUCAUCAAUGGGAAAGCUCUGCAGCUGGGUUAAUAAAUUAACCAAAAAAUCUGACAAUGUCUCUAGUUAACCCAUUGAGCCGCAAUGCACCCCAGUGCGCCCCUACUUAUUUUUAUACUUGUCUAACGCCAGAUGAUUUUACUCGUCAGAUGUCAAUGGGGAAGCUACAGUAUGCAGCUUAAUGAUGAUAUGAAAUUUAAGAUAUUACAGGAUUGCUUUUUAAAACAUAAUUAAGGUAUAUUAUGAACUUUUUAAAUUCAAUAUAUUUUGUAUAACUUAGAGUGCUAUGUUCCUUUUCAUCCUGUUCGGAAAUUGUGUCUUGGCUGCUCUAAAGAAUCUACCUUUUACCCUGUGCCAAGUAGUGAGAUCCUGACUGUGUUUACUUCACAAGUUAAGGACUAAGGUACUGUAGAAGGUUUCCAUAAAGCUCACACACAGUAUUGAUUGAAUUUUUGUAGACCCAAUUAUAGGUUAAUUAUCAUCUGUAAUCAUGAUAUCUUAACCCUUUGAUGUACAAGAAUGCUCUAAAUUUAAUGAGUAAAAUCAUCUGGCAUUAAAUACAAAGUGACUGUAAAUUUAUAAAGUAUGGCACAUUGCAGCUUAAUGGCUUGAUUACAGUAAGUACUGUAAUCUGAGUGUUGAGUAUAUUUACUGUACUACAUACUAUAGAAUUUACAGUGAAACUAAUCAGAAUAACAAUACAGUAUAUCUAUGGUAUGUUAGUCAACGUUUAUUCAUAAAUCUGGUCCUUCACCAUCAUGUAUUGUGUGUAUUGUAUUAUUUUUGCUGUGGAACAAAAAGCAAAAGAGAAUGCCAGGUUGUUCUGAGUCAAGCUUUAUCAGAUCUUUGGAGGAUUUCACCAUUUCAAAAGGAAGGGUGUGUUGAAUUAAUCGUAAAAGUGUUUUGCUUGCAGAAUUAAUCAGAAGGCAAUAUCGGGCAGGUUCCCCAAAAACUAAUGAUACAGUAUGUGAUCCAUGUAGCCAUGUUUUCCAGCCAAGUGCAGUAUCGGUAAGAUCAGAUCGUGUGUUAUAGGCAAUAGGAGAUUUAGAUUUGUGUACAAGUUUGAGUUAAAGUUACAAUAAGUCACUUGCCAUAUGAAUGAAGGAAAAAGAUCAAAUUUUAAUUAUUUUAAUGUUAUUUUUAAUUAGCAAAAAAGUUGUAGUUGCACCAAGUUUGCCUUGCUAAUGUCGGUACUACUGUUAAAUAUCAAGGAUUGUCUGAUUACAAUAUGUUGAAUGCACGGCUAUGCUAUGCAUAUGUAAGUGGGAAAAACCCAUUUCGGUUGAAAGAAAAUUUAAAAAUACACCUGACAUAUAUAUCCAUGCAAAAUAACUUUAAUUUUGUAUGCAGUUUAUUAAUUGCCUUUUGUAGUUUGGGUCAGUGAAUCCACGAACAUUCACGAAGGCUUUUCGUGAGUGGAAAUACUUUUAUUAUGAAAUGGAAAAGGAACAGUCAAAGCAAUGGAUGUUGUGUCCCAGUUGCCAUUCAGAUCAACACUCUUGUCACGUAGAUGGCAACAUGAAGUUAUGCAGAUACAAACAUUCAGGAAGGUAUUAUGUUAAACCAUCUAGUUAUAUUCAUCCUACAGCCCCGAUCAAUAUGUCUCAUUUGAAAUGAAUAUUUGUAAAGUUUUUCUAAGUUUUGUUGAAAUUCAUAUUUCAAAACUUUAAUGGAAAGUAGAUUUAUAUAUUAACUGCUACUGCAUAUACAGUAUGUAUAGAUUUUGUAUGGUGUAGUUAUAAUCAUAUGCGGCUAACGUUUGAUUGAUCAGAUGCCUUCAACUGUCAGUCUGCAGUUGACAGGUAAAGUGAUAAUCAUGUCGAAGAUUGCUGGCUGAUAGUUGAAAGAUACAAAAUGUUAAUACAUGCAUGUAUGCAAUAUCUCUGUCGAGCUUCUAGCAUAUCUAAUGUUAUUCAUAUAUAUAUGUGUUGAACGUUCCAAAGCCGGUUUUCCACUAGGCGGAAUUUUGCGCGCGGAGCGUAAUUUUUCUUUGUCUUGUGAUUUCUCGGGUGGAACUAAUUAGAAAAGACAAAAAAAAAUUCCGCUCCUUGCGGAAAAUUCCGCUUAAUGGAAACCGGCUUAAGUGGAAAUCCUUUCAAGGCAAUUGACCACUUGCGUAAUAGACAAAAAUUUCAUCACAGCUUGAAAGAGCAUCACAAAAUUAGUAAUAUUCCAAAGUUUCGUUGCGAAAUGUUGUAAAAUGCGGAUAAUAUAUAUUAAUAUAAGUAUCUAUUACGCAAAUGGAUUUGCAACGCCAUUUGCUGAUGUUGUUGACGCCUUUUUCCCAGUUGCUGAAAUCUAAUUUCUUUUCUCCUCUACAGGGAGCAAAGUCAGUCGUACUACGGAGACCUGUUUAUUUUGUCUAAUACGCAUGUCAGCGAGCACCUUAAAAAAGUCUAUUCAAGACCACAAGUUCAGGUAACUCAACCUCAAAUGUGUGAUGUAUAUACGUAGAUAUACAUACCUAUUUGAUUUAUGUAUAAUACGUAUUGAGAAAAGAUUUCUGUAAGGUAUUUUGAAUUGAGCAUCACUUCAAUAUUCCCUAGAUUAAAAGACCAAAGUCUAAGUUGAGUAUUACUGUAGCUCGAGAAUAGCUAGUUUGUUAUAAUCAGUUAACUACUUACAAUUAUAUAGUCAGUUAGUUUGCUAGUUAGUUAGUUAUGUGGGCUUAAUACAGUACUGACAGUAGUUAUUUAGUUGGUUGGUUGGUGGUUGGUUGGUUGGUUGGUUGGUUGGUUGGUUGGUUGGUUGGUUGGUUGGUUGUAGUUAUUUAGUUGGUUGGUUGGUUGGUGGUUGGUUGGUUGGUUGGUUGGUGACACAACAUGUUGAUACUUUAUGAAGUGUGAAAAUAAAUUAUUAUAAGAUACUGUAUAAAUUAAGCGUCACUGAAUAUAUUUAAAUUACUGUCAGAAAUCAACACAUUGUUUUGCCUACAGUAUCCUGCCCCUCCGUCAAUAUUCAAUGGAUUUUUAGAACAAUUAAUGUGUUUAAGUGGGCUUCUACUUGCAUAUACAUAGUGAAACGGCUACUGUAUAUUACAUUUAAAUUAUUCAAAAGGUUUAAAAUUCAUACAUGCAUGUAUGAUGGUGUAUAUGCUUGAUGGGUAAUACAGUAGCUAUAGAACGAACCGUGCAGAUUACACGAUUUAUUAUAUUCAUAUACUAAUUCCAGAUCAAUUUUGAAAUGUUUCAUUUUCUACAUUAAAGAACUUCGCUGAUGAUGGGAAAUGUGGGGAAACUAAUUGGCGAGCUGCUGGAAACAAAGGAAAACGAAAGAUUCACCUGGACGAAACAGGACUGGAAAUUGCGGGUUGCCGUCAUGCUGUAGCUCAAUGGGCAGUAAACAUGUUUCGUGGAGAGAUUUAUGGCUAUUCAAAUUACAUCCAUGUCCAUAAAAUGGUUCCAAAUAAUGUGAAAUACAUUUGGCAAGAUAUAAUUUGCAAAUAUUGGAAAUGGGCACUAAAGACAAAUUUGGAUAAGUCAGAAAAUCAUGAAAUAAAGCCCGCUUUUUCUGUAAUGCAUGCAAAAGCGCAUAAUUGGACAUGCCAGGUAGGUAAAUUCUGCUGGAUUUAUAAUGAAUGGUGUUUUUAAAAAAGUAAUUACCAUUACAAGUUUAAGGUUAAGCCUUAAGGUAUUUAGCAUCCAUUCUUCCGCAGCAAUGUACUGUAAAUAUAUAGUAAUACAGAAAUUCUUAUAAACAAAAAUUGUAUUGUAAACAGGUGUUGUGGGGAGGACGAUGGCAAGAAGGAACUGGUUAUUCCACCGGAGAAGAAGUUGAACAGAUUAAUAGUUAUCUUUCAAGGCUGUCUAUAUAAUACUACUAAGUACAUGUUGCCUGAAUGUAAGUAUUAUUUAUUUAAUAAUACUACAAUAUAAUAAUUUAUAAAAUACAAAACAACUCCAACUCCAAAACGAAACAUUUUUGACAUUCUAGGUUAGCUUUCAAUUACAUUACUGUAUAUAUGAUGGGUGCGGUGAAAUUAUUAAAGAGUAGACUUAACGGAUAGAACUUAACAAAAACAAACAAAGAAUAACAUAAAAGAAUAUCCUGAAACAUUAGAUAAUUUUCAAAGAACUACCAAAUGUUAAUAAAUAAGCAUAUAUAUAUACUGUAUAGUAUACAAUUAUACUAUAAGAAUACACAUGAUUUUAAUGGCGACAUAUGGUAAAACAUUGGGGUGUAAAUUGUCAAUAUAUUGCCGUUCUUUUGCCGAUGCAAAACGUAGGUACUGUAAACUAUGGUACUGUAAGUUUUCAUGAUACAUGCAUAACAUUCCAAUUAUUAUUUAAUGUCGUUUUAUACAAUUUUAGCACGAGAAGAAUUAAUAACUGAGCAUGCCCUUGCAUGGAAUAAAAGAAAAAUUUGUGAUAUGUCCAAUGCCCUCUGUAAGAGAUAUGCAAAGGUUGGUUCUCAAAACACCUGCUUGGUGUGCAGUAUAUGUACUGUCUGUCUGUAUCAUUUAAUUUAUGUUUAUAAUUUAGUCGCCUAUUGGUAAUUAAUGCUACAAAUGCAAUGAAAAUCAUGAUUCUGUACUAUUAUACUUUUUAUUAAAGGGGCAGUAUGAUCAAAAUGUUUAUUCUCCAAAGCUUAAACGAAAAUGCUCGUAAAACUGUAUAUUUAUUUAUUAUAUAUAUAUAUUUUUGUUCUCAUGCUUAGUUCUUGAGAUAUUUCUUUUGUUUGUAACCAUGUGACGUCAAUGACUCAAUUACAUAUAUAAUGAGAUAUCAGUAAUUGUUGUGUAUCUUUGCUAUUUUUGAUCAAUUUGUUAAAAAACACAGUAUGCUUAAUGAUGCAGGUUAAAUUAACAAACACGCCGCAUCUUUCGAAAUAUUUUGAUAAAAAUAGCAAAGAUACACAACAAUUGCUGAUAUCUCAUUAUAUAUGUAAUUGAGUAAAUGACGUCACAUGGUUACAAACAAAAUGAAAUAUCUCAAGAACUAAGCGUGGGAACAAAAAUCUUCAAAACAAGUUAUUAUACAGUUUUACGAGCACUUUCGUUUAAGAAAAUAAAAACUUGGAUCAUACUGCCCUUUUUAAUUUUCUUAUUUUAUGGAGUUGUAUUAUUUUUUAUCUCCUACAGUACUUUGAUUGUUGCUUUUUAUAAACUUUAUUUUUUAAACAGUCUGUAAAAGCAUGUGAUAACACAAGGAAAGAACUCGAUGAAAUGCUUUCUAGCGUGAAUCUUUCCCAGGACAAUGUUAAUUCUGUGCAGUGGAAGAGUGAUGUUCAAUUUGUUGCAAAAGGUAAUUAUGCACAAGGAAUGCGUUAUUAGUUAAAUUUUUUAAUUUAACAUUUUGUGGCAACAUUUAAAACAUGAGCAGCAGUGUUUUAUCAGAUAUAAAGAUACGAGGCGAAGACCAGUAUCUUUAGGUCUGAUAAAACACGCACUGCGAAUGUUUCAAAUUGCUUCAAAAACGAUCGAUCUAGUAAGUUCAUUGGCGAAGUAAUUUUCAAAAAAAUACGUUGUGUAAGUCAAGAAAAUCAAAGUUAAAGUUUAUGUAAAUCAAGGGAAAUCUCUAUCAUGUAAAGAUACGACACGCUUAUGAUUUUUCUUUGUGCUUUCUUCAUGAAUUAUUAACGAGAUUUUGAAGGGUGCUACAACAAGACUUAAGGCGAUUACAGUAGUACAAAUUAAACACUAUAUUCGAGUUAUCGUCGAUUACAUCUCAGAUAAGACGAGGUUAAAAUUCUGCAUUUACAGAUAAGAAUUGCACAUUGCCUAUACAGUAAGUUGUCUGUCUUACAGCUAUUUUAGAGAAAGUAUCAAUUCAUACACAAUAAGGUUAUUUGUUGCAUUUGUAUAUAGAACUGGAAAGCACCUCAUUUUCCUAUACGAGCGAAGAAGAAGAGUGUUACGUUUUGACUGCAGCGAUAACCGGUACCUCAUUAUUGCCCUCAACUAUGAACACCACUUCCGCCGAGACUGAAGAAUACCUUCGUGCUCUUUCAAAGAAAGUGAUCGAAAAAUAUUCGACAAUCAACGACAAGCAUCAGAGGGUGAACUUGCUUACAGCCAAGCUCUGCGGUGCUGUUACUGUGCUCUGCAGUACUACUCGAUAG
Molecule: messenger RNA, 7999 nt
Organism: Paramuricea clavata
Lineage: Eukaryota; Metazoa; Cnidaria; Anthozoa; Malacalcyonacea; Plexauridae
Source: the annotation of a GenBank genome assembly